Molecule: messenger RNA, 1059 nt
Organism: Mizuhopecten yessoensis (Yesso scallop)
Lineage: Eukaryota; Metazoa; Mollusca; Bivalvia; Pectinida; Pectinidae
Exons: 2
Coding region: 1-1059 (352 amino acids)
Source: RefSeq, a predicted model, not a curated record
AUGAUAUCAUCUACCAAGAAACAAGAUUGGGACGAUCCGCUUCCAGAGUCUCUUCGACAUGAAUGGGAAUCGUGGGUGAAGUUUUUAACCCAUUUGGAGGACUUUCGUGUUCCACGAAAAUACAGCCAAGUUUCAUUUUCCAAUGCUACAGGUCGUGAAGUGCACAUAUUCUCAGAUGCAUCCAAAGAUGCUAUCGGAUCUGUCGCCUACCUCAAAUUGUACAGUGAGGACUCUGUGGACGUUAGUUUUCUCCUCGCCAAAAGCAAGGUAGCACCAGUAAGUGGACACACUAUACCUCGUCUCGAACUUUGUGGCGCGGUUUUAUCUGUAGAACUUGCUGACAUCAUACAGGAGCAGCUCGGAUUAGACUCGGAUUCUUACUACACCGAUAGCCAAGUCGUGCUUGGAUACAUCACAAAUGAGACCCGCAGGUUUUAUGUAUACGUUGGGAAUAGAGUCAGUCGCAUUCGCAGGACGAGCCGUCCCAGUCAAUGGAACUAUGUUACUUCUGAUCAAAAUCCUGCCGACAUUGCCACUCGUUCUGUUGACGCUGCAAACCUAUACAAAAAUAGAUGGAUUAAAGGCCCAGAGUUCCUUAUGUCAGAGUCGCGGGAAUUUGUUCCGUACCCUAUGAUUGACCCAGAUUUAGACAAAGAGGUUUUGCCCGAGUUACAAACUUGCAAGACCGAGGUGACUGGAAACAGCAAAUCAGCACUUGUUGCCAAGUUCAACAAGUUUUCUGACUGGGGAUGUCUUGUUCGUGCCAUAGCAUACUUAAAGAACUUUGCUAGGCGUUGUCACUUGCCUGAUGAUUCUGGAUCGCUAGGCAGCCGUUCAGAUCCAAGUUUUCUGGAGGAGACAAAACAGUACAUUAUAAAAACUGUUCAGCAGGACGUUUACAGUGCCGAGAUAAAUGCCAUUCAGGAAGGAAAACACCCACCUGCAGAUAACAGUCUGCUACCUUUGGCACCUAUCUUAAACUCUGAUGGACUAUUAAAGUUUGUCAUCAAGGACGACAUUUCACGGAAGGUUCGGUACGUUCAGCAGGGUUUUGGAUAG